UUUAGAUUUCGAUGUGACACAAGUGUUGUGAUCAAUAUUCUGGCUCAUCGAGAUGCUACACAUUGUGACCAAAUUCAACAAGAAUACAAAACAACGUAUUCCGAGGAGCUUUCGAAACGUUUAGUUUCAGAGCUCACUGGAAAUUUAGAGGCUGCAAUUGUGGUUUGGAUGCAUGACCCUCUCAGACGUGAUGCAGAAAUCAUCAGAAAGUCUCUAAUCGUCGACAAUAACCUUGAAGCUGCUAUCGAAGUUAUAUGUUCACAUACUCCAUCACAACUAAAAUAUCUAAAGUCAUUUUACCAUAUAAAAUUUGGUGUUUAUCUCGAGUACGAUAUCCAGACAAAAACUUCUGGGGAUCUUCAAAAGAUCUUGCUUGCAUAUAUAAGCACCCCUCGCCAUGAAGGCCCCGAAGUUAAUAGGGAAACGGCUCACAAUGAUGCAAAAGUUCUCUUCAAAGCGGGGGAAAAGAAACUCGGAACUGAUGAAAAGACUUUUAUUCAAAUAUUCAAUGAACGAAGCAGUGCGCACUUGGCUGCGGUCAAUUUGUAUUAUCAUGACAUGUAUGGUCACUCACUGAAGAAGGUAGUAAAGAAUGAAGCAUCUGGGAAUUUUGGUCUCGCACUUUUGACAAUAACUGAAUGUGCUACUAAUCCAGCAAAAUAUUUUGCAAAGGUGUUGCAUAAUGCAAUGAAAGGUAUGGGGACUAAUGAUGACACACUCAUUAGAGUUAUUGUAUCUAGGACAGAGAUUGAUAUGCAAUAUAUCAAAGCUGAAUAUUUAAAGAAAUACAAGAAGACACUCAAUGAUGCAGUUCACUCUGUAACAUCUGGAAACUAUAGGGAUUUUCUUCUCGAACUUUUGGGUCCCAAUUAUUAAUCAAAGACGGUCAUGCUUGUUUUAUUUUGGGAUAUGGAUAAACUUCUUAUAAUAGUAGUUAUGGGAGUAUUUGAAAGUUAUAAUGUUAGUUAUAUUGUAUAGUUUAAGGAAUAAAAAUGAACGUACACUUAUACAAAACACUCGAUUAACUUCAUACGUGAAGGGGUUUUAACCUCGUUUACAGAGGCGAGGUAACGAAGGGCGU
This is a messenger RNA of Vicia villosa (hairy vetch), 1081 nucleotides long. Its product is annotated as annexin D5-like. Gene Ontology annotation, molecular function: calcium ion binding; calcium-dependent phospholipid binding. Gene Ontology annotation, cellular component: cytoplasm. The annotation marks the transcript as partial. The record is from RefSeq and is a predicted model, not a curated record. The transcript has 5 exons. NCBI's taxonomy places the organism in Eukaryota, Viridiplantae, Streptophyta, Magnoliopsida, Fabales, Fabaceae.